AUGCGCACAUGGAUUUCGAGACGUUAUCUUUACGAUGCAACGGAUGGUGCAGACCAAGAAAUGGAUAUUUGGAAAGAAAUUGUCUUGGACGAUUUUUCUUCAAUAACGCCAAAUGAUAAUGAGGACGAUGUUGAAAUAAAUAUAGACUGGAGUGACGUACCCUUUGACGAUUUAGACGAGUCGGUGCCAAACGAAAAUGAAGAAGCCGACAUAACCUUUGACGAUUCAGACGAAAAUGAAGAAGCCAACGAUAGCAUGGACAUAGACUCUCCGUUGAUGCUGGAUGAAGGAGAUAUAAAUAACAAUAAGAAAAGAAGAUUAGCAAUUCUUACCCCAUGCGUGCUUCUGGUUAAGGACAAAAAAAAAUGA
Messenger RNA from Paraglomus occultum, 369 nucleotides. The record is from the annotation of a GenBank genome assembly. Lineage: Eukaryota; Fungi; Glomeromycota; Glomeromycetes; Paraglomerales; Paraglomeraceae.